Molecule: messenger RNA, 2727 nt
Organism: Drosophila navojoa
Lineage: Eukaryota; Metazoa; Arthropoda; Insecta; Diptera; Drosophilidae
Gene: dpa
Product: disc proliferation abnormal
Biological process (GO): DNA replication; DNA strand elongation involved in DNA replication; mitotic DNA replication initiation
Cellular component (GO): nucleus; MCM complex
Molecular function (GO): single-stranded DNA helicase activity; ATP hydrolysis activity; ATP binding
Source: RefSeq, a predicted model, not a curated record
CUGUCAACAUUUCCCGCGCAAAUCCACAGCGCGUUCCUUCAUAAACAAGAUCGUGAAGUGCUGCUAUUUGUUGUGGAAUACUUGGAGAACUUGGCCCGAAAUAAUUAAAGUAAUUUGAAAAUGUCAAGUCCAGCUCAAUCGCCCAAUGUCAGGUCUGGCACACCAAAGCAAGGAGCGCGCACGCCCACACGAGGCAUUGCUGCCCAGGAUGUAGAUACACCCAUGCGCAUGGGCCCUGGCCGUGUGCCCGGCAGAGCAUCGGACAACAUUAGUCUGCCCCCCACAUCGCCGGCCAAUAUUAGCUUGCCCGCUACGAGUCCGGCUCGAGGCUUGGGCGGCAUGAGUGAGAUUGACUUGAGCUCUCCGCUAAACUAUGGCACGCCCAGCUCCAUGGGCUCUAUUCGUACACCACGCUCCGGUAUACGCGGCACUCCGUUGCGUGCGCGUCCAGAUAUACGGACGGACAAGCGCAUACGCCAAGUGGCCAUUGGAGGCACAUCGGGUCUGGAACCCAUAGCCGAAAAGGGGUCAGAGACCGAUCCGGUGUCGGAGUCCUCUUCAGCUCCUCAGCUAGUUGUCUGGGGCACCAAUGUGGUUAUCAGUCAAUGCAAGUCCAAGUUCAAAUCAUUUAUUAUGCGCUUCAUCGAUCCAAGUGCAGAGCAGGAUGAGAUUUCGGAAAAUAUAGAUGUUAAUCAGCCAUUGUACCUGCAAAAGCUGGAGGAGAUUCACACGUUGGAGGAGCCCUAUCUGAAUCUGAAUUGCGCACAUCUGAAGACAUUUGAUGUGGACUUGUACCGCCAGUUGAUAUGCUAUCCACAGGAAGUGAUUCCUGGCUUUGAUAUGGCCAUAAAUGAGAUGUUCUUUGAACAAUAUCCGGCCGCUGAGCUAGAGCAUCAGAUUCAAGUGCGACCCUUCAAUGCGGAUAAGACGCGUAAUAUGCGCUCUCUGAAUCCGGAAGACAUGGACCAAUUGAUUAGUAUUAGUGGCAUGGUCAUUCGCUCGUCUAACGUAAUACCCGAAAUGCGUGAAGCGUUCUUCAUGUGCAACAUAUGCUCCUUCUGCACCACCGUCGAGGUGGAUCGUGGUCGCAUUGCCCAGCCAACGCUCUGCACCAAUUGCAACACCAAUCACUGCUUCCGCAUCAUCCACAAUCGCAGCGAGUUCACAGACAAACAGCUUAUCAAGUUGCAGGAAUCUCCCGACGAUAUGGCAGCUGGCCAGACGCCACACAAUGUCCUGCUAUAUGCCCACAACGAUCUGGUAGACAAAGUGCAGGCGGGUGAUCGUGUCACAGUCACUGGCAUCUAUCGUGCCACGCCCCUAAGAGGCAAUGGUCAGAAUGUGAAGAGUGUGUACAAGACGCACGUCGAUGUGGUUCAUUUCCGUAAGGUCGAUAACAAGCGUCUGUACGAAGAGGAGGAAGGCAAGGAUCAUAUAUUCCCACCCGAACGUGUGGAACUGCUGCAAUUGCUGUCGAAGAAGCCCGAUAUCUAUGAUCGCUUGGCCCGCGCUAUUGCGCCCUCCAUCUAUGAGAAUGAUGACAUUAAGAAGGGAAUACUCUUGCAGCUCUUUGGCGGCACCAAGAAGAAGCACUCGACACUUGGCCGCCAGAACUUUAGGUCGGAAAUUCAUUUGCUGCUCUGCGGUGAUCCAGGCACAUCCAAGUCACAAAUGUUGCAGUACGUCUACAAUCUGGUGCCGCGCUCGCAGUAUACAUCGGGACGCGGCUCCUCAGCUGUGGGCUUAACUGCCUAUGUCACCAAGGAUCCGGAGACACGUCAACUUGUGUUGCAAACUGGAGCUCUUGUGCUGGCUGACAACGGCGUUUGCUGCAUAGAUGAGUUCGAUAAGAUGAACGAUUCAACGCGCAGUGUCCUGCAUGAGGUGAUGGAGCAGCAGACCUUGAGCAUCGCCAAAGCUGGCAUCAUUUGUCAAUUGAAUGCAAGAACGUCAAUAUUGGCUGCCGCAAAUCCCGCCGAGUCGCAGUGGAAUAAACGUAAAAAUAUCAUUGACAAUGUCCAAUUGCCGCACACCUUGCUCUCGCGGUUCGAUUUGAUUUUCCUGGUACUGGACCCUCAAGAUGAGAUCUUUGACAAACGUCUGGCGAGUCAUUUGGUCUCUCUGUACUAUGUGACCCGUCACGAGGAGGAAGACACUAUGUUUGAUAUGAGCGUGUUGCGUGACUACAUUGCCUAUGCUCGGGAGCAUCUCUCUCCCACUCUCUCGGAUGAGGCACAACAGCGUCUGAUCCAGGCGUAUGUAGAUAUGCGCAAGGUGGGCGCUGGACGUGGUCAGAUCUCAGCUUAUCCUCGCCAGCUGGAGAGCUUGAUUCGUCUGUCCGAGGCGCAUGCCAAGGUUCGGCUAAGCAAUUCGGUGGAGCUGCAGGAUGUGGAGGAGGCUUGGCGCCUGCAUCGCGAGGCACUUAAACAAUCGGCCACGGAUCCGCUAUCAGGCAAAAUCGAUGUGGGCAUCCUAACCACCGGCUUGUCUACGGCAGCUCGCAAGAAACGCGCCGAUUUGGUGGCUGCCAUCAAGGAAAAUCUUAAGAAGAAGGGUAAAGUGCCAACUGUGCCCUACCAGAAACUAUUCAAGGAGAUCAAGGAGGGAUCUCAAAUUAUGAUUACACGUGAACAGUUUGAGGAUGCUCUGAAAGAAGUUCAAGAUGAAGGAGCCAUAGUUGUUAUGGGCAAGAACACCAUUAGAAUUUGUUAAUUUCAUUACAGCACA